AGCUCUGCGCGGCAGCUGAACCUAUUUGAAGGCAAUUGGCACAAUGGAUUCCGACAUCCAGCGAUUCUAUAAUGGCAAAAUCAUUUUUCUAACUGGUGGCACAGGAUUUUUGGGCAAAGUUAUCAUUGAGAAACUUUUGCGCUCAACGGAGGUGAAGCGCAUUUAUUCCCUGACGAGACCCAAACGAGGCGAGAGCAUUCAGGAACGCAUUGCCAAAUGGGAGCAAGAUGUGGUGUUUUCGGAGCUAUUAAAGUCCCAUCCGGAGGCCCUCAAGCGCGUGGUGCCCAUCGCUGGAGAUUGUCUUGUGCCCGAUCUGGGCAUAGGCGCGGCGGACCGCAAACUUCUGGCAUCGGAGGUGCAGAUCGUCAUGCACGGCGCGGCCACAGUUCGCUUCGAUGAGGCACUGCAUCUGGCCCUGGACAUCAACACCCGCGCCACACGACUCAUGGUGCAGCUGGCCAAGCAAAUGGUGCAGCUGCAGUCCUUUGUCCACAUAUCGACAGCCUACUCCAACUGCGUGGUGACGCACGUCGAGGAGAAGUUCUACCCCGAGCACUUGACCUGCAGCUCGGACAAAGUGCUGGCCAUUCGGGAGCAGCUGAGUGACAAGCUGAUUGACGAUAUGACCCCAGCCCUGCUCGGAUCGUAUCCCAACACCUACACAUACACCAAGGCCCUGGCGGAGGACCUGAUACUGCGGGAGGCGGUCGGCUUGCCCCUGUGCAUUUUCCGGCCAGCAAUUAUCGUUGCCACCUACAAGGAGCCCAUCUUUGGCUGGACGGACAACCUGUACGGACCCAUUGCCAUAAUGUUCGGCAGUGCCCGUGGCGUUAUGCGCCUAAUGUGCGUCAAGACGGAAGCGCAUAUCGCCGUGGUGCCCGUUGACUAUAGCGCCAAUAUGGCACUGGCCUGCGCGUGGAAAACGGAUCGGAGUGCACAGAGCGGCAGCGGGAGGGAACCAACCAUAUACACGCUGGCACCCAGCGAAAAGAACCUGCUGACCUUCGGGGCAUUCAUCCAGCAGUCGGUUAGCUGGCGCGAGUUCUUCCCACUCACCAAGAUGGUGUGGUACCCGUUCAUUCACUGCGUCUCGGAUCCCAGGCUCUUCACCGUGGUGGCCUUUUUCUAUCAUAUGCUGCCUGGCUUUUUCAUGGAUCUGCUGCUGCGACUAACCGGACGGAAGCCUCGCAUGGUGCAGCUUUACCACAAGAUACACAAAAAUAUUGCGUUACUGGGUCCGUUUACGAGCAGAUCGUUUGUCUUCGAUACGAAGAACAGCAGCCGGCUGCGUGAACUCAUGUCGGCCAAGGAUCGGCUCAUCUACCAAUUCGACAUGGCCAGCUUGGAUUGGACCGACUAUUUCCACAAGGCGCUGCUCGGCGUUCGAAUAUACUUGGCCAAGGAUCCCCACACUCCAGAGUCCAUAGCGCAAGGACUGAAGAUGCUGAAGCGUCUAAAGAUCCUGCAUUGCGCUUUGCUGGCCUCGCUGGCGUGCGGCGGUGGCACAAUUCUGUGGUCGAUCUCCAAGCUCAUAAUGAACUAGCAAGCAGCUGAAUUAAUAAAGUAAACCCCACUCCACACAGA
This is a messenger RNA of Drosophila obscura, 1584 nucleotides long. RefSeq names its product fatty acyl-CoA reductase wat. Gene Ontology annotation, molecular function: alcohol-forming very long-chain fatty acyl-CoA reductase (NADP+) activity. The record is from RefSeq and is a predicted model, not a curated record. NCBI's taxonomy places the organism in Eukaryota, Metazoa, Arthropoda, Insecta, Diptera, Drosophilidae. Gene Ontology annotation, biological process: long-chain fatty-acyl-CoA metabolic process. The transcript is spliced from 5 exons. Bases 44 to 1543 code for a protein of 499 amino acids. Gene Ontology annotation, cellular component: peroxisome.